This is a messenger RNA of Syngnathus typhle (broad-nosed pipefish), 9594 nucleotides long. RefSeq names its product nuclear receptor corepressor 2 (gene ncor2). The coding region runs from base 453 to 7535 and encodes 2360 amino acids. The transcript has 47 exons. NCBI's taxonomy places the organism in Eukaryota, Metazoa, Chordata, Actinopteri, Syngnathiformes, Syngnathidae. Gene Ontology annotation, molecular function: transcription corepressor activity. The record is from RefSeq and is a predicted model, not a curated record. Gene Ontology annotation, biological process: negative regulation of transcription by RNA polymerase II.
AGGGAGAGAGCGAGAGGGGGGAGAAAGGGGGAGAGGGAGGCGGUUCAGUCCCGCUGUGGUGUCGGCCGCAGGGAGCAGCAGAUCAGCGCAUUGUGCAGGACCGGGCACGACAUAGCUCAACCUUCAGCGGAACAAAUGACAAGGAAAACUCUUUGAUGUGGAGUAAUUCACGGGGGACGUACGCCAUCGAAGCGAGAAGCGCUCUAAUAGCCACAGCGGACCACGUUCGCUGACUGUACAACAACGCCUUUGAAUGGUCCCCCGUUUGCUCCGCCGCUAAGUUGCAGUUAAAACCAGUCACCCCUUUUUAGGAGAGGCAGACAGCGCAUUAGCAGGGAUUAGAAAUGGCUCUGUGUGUGCUGGCUUAAAGAAACAACCCAUAAUGCACAUAAAAGCCAUCGACUUGGCGACCACACCUACUUCCUGUCUCUAGAGGAAGAGGCUGUGCCACGAUGUCUUCUCAUCCCCAGUCUGUGCCACCGGGCCGGAGGACGAUGGACACACGGCACCUGCCGAACCCUGCCACCCUACCGUUGCAGCUCCAGCGGGCACACACAGAAGUUGGAAUGGUGGACUACCACUCUCAUCAUGCCAGAGACUACAGCUCACACUUGGCUCAGCCUCAUCGCCGUCGGCCCUCCUUACUUUCCGAGUUCCAACCUGGAAAUGAGAGAGGACAAGAGCAGCAUAUCCGCUAUGAGCACAUCUACUUGCCGGAGCCGAGCAGUCAUUCAGAGAUGGAGUUCAGAGAGAUCAAACGGCCUCGUUUGGAGAUGGGACCAGAUUCUCUGAUAAGACCCUCAUCCCAUCGUCCUCAGUUGCCUGUCGGAGGACCUGAGGAUUUUGCCAAGGAUCGUGGAAAUGCCAUGGGGAAGCUUGAGCCAAUCUCCCCUGUGAGCCCUGUACACAUGGACCCUGAUUUGGAUCUGGUGCCAGCCCGUUUUUCCAAGGAAGAACUUAUCCAGAACAUGGACCGGGUCGACAGGGAGAUCACUAUGGUAGAACAGCAGAUCUGCAAGCUUCGCAAAAAACAGCAACAGCUGGAGGAGGAGGCUGCCAAACCUCACGAGCCUGAGCGGCCUAUUUCCCCUCCACCCAGUGAGGCCAAGCACCGCAGCUUGGUACAGAUCAUCUACGAUGAGAACAGGAAAAAGGCAGAAGAGGCACACAGAAUAUUGGAGGGACUUGGACCUAGGGUAGAACUGCCACUGUACAAUCAGCCUUCUGAUACCAAGCAGUACCAUGAGAACAUCAAAAUAAACCAAGCAAUGAGAAAAAAACUCAUCUUAUACUUCAAGAGAAGAAAUCAUGCUCGUAAGCAAUGGGAGCAGAAAUUCUGCCAGCGUUAUGAUCAACUGAUGGAAGCCUGGGAGAAAAAGGUGGAGCGCAUUGAAAACAAUCCUCGGCGCCGAGCCAAGGAGAGCAAGGUACGGGAAUACUACGAGAAACAGUUCCCCGAGAUUCGGAAACAGAGGGAGAUGCAGGAACGAAUUCAGAGCCGUGUUGGGCAGCGAGGCGGCGGAUUGAGCUCUUCUGCAGCUCGCAGUGAGCAUGAGGUCUCCGAGAUCAUUGACGGAAUAUCAGAACAUGAGAACACUGAAAAGCAAAUGCGACAGCUGGCAGUCAUCCCUCCGAUGCUGUUUGAUGCUGAGCAGCAACGCAUCAAGUUCAUCAACAUGAAUGGAUUGAUGGAUGACCCCAUGAAGGUGUACAAGGACCGCCAGGUCAUGAACAUGUGGAGUGAGCAAGAGAAGGACACUUUCAGAGAGAAAUUCAUCCAACACCCUAAAAACUUUGGUCUCAUCGCAUCUUUUCUCGAAAGAAAGACGGUGGCAGAAUGUGUGCUCUUUUAUUAUCUGACCAAAAAGAAUGAGAACUAUAAGAACAUCGUGCGAAGAAACUACAGGCGGCGAGGAAGAAGCCAGCAUGGCGGGCAGCAGCAGCAGCAGCAACAGCAACAGCAGCAGCAGCAAGUCAACCGAAACAGUCAGGAAGACAAAGAAAAGGAGGAGAAAGACAAGGAAGGAGAGAAGGAGGAGGACAAAACAGAAGCUGAAGACAAGGAGGAUGGAAUGAAAGAUGAAACUUCUGGGGAAGACGCAGAGGACAAAGAGCCUGCAGUGGCUGUCAAGGGUCGACGCACAGCCAACAGCCAGGGGCGCCGUAAGGGCCGAAUCACUCGCUCGAUGACCAGUGAGGUGGAGGAGACCACCACACCGCCUGCCAACAAUGAGCUCGCCAAUCUAGAAAUGAAUGAGAGUUCUCGCUGGACUGAAGAAGAGAUGGAAACUGCCAAAAAAGGUCUUCUUCAGUAUGGUAGGAACUGGUCUGCCAUUGCCAAGAUGGUGGGAUCAAAAACUGUGUCACAAUGUAAAAACUUUUAUUUCAACUACAAGAAGAGGCAAAAACUGGAUGAGAUUUUGCAGCAACAUAAAAUGAAAUCGGAGAAGGAACGAAAGGCUCGCCGCAAGGGCAAAACCCCUCAAAAUGAAGAGGCCACUGCCCAGUUCACUGCAGAGGAAGAAGAGUUGGAAGGCUCAGGGGCUAGUGGUAAUGAAGAAGAAGCACCUGAAGAUGGAGAAGGUGGUGCCAACAACAGCUCGGACACAGAGAGUUUGCCAUCACCACAUUCAGCUGAUGAUACCAAGGCCAAGGAAGAGACUUCUAAUAAGUCCAAGGCUAGCUGUAAUACUGGGGAUAAAGAGACAGCUGGAACUGGCACGGAGCAGGCUGGAGAUGUGAAACCUCCUCUAAAAGAAGAUGGAGAGGUCUCCAUCAAGCAGGAAAUAAAGACUGAAACAGGGGAGACAAACAAGGAGCUGACCCAACCAUCACCAAGCAACGAUGCCACAGACAAAAAGCCUUCAACAACAGAGGCUGACGAUGUCAAGAAGAGCUCGAAGAAGGAGCAUGGGGUUAAAGUAGGCUCCCAUGGGGACAGCGAUUCCAGUGCCACUUGCAGUGCUGAUGAAGUGGAAGAGACAGACAACACAGAAAAGAACAGAAUGACUUCUCCCCGUCCAAGCCUUCUAAACUACACUCAUGAUGGGGUCAUAUCCUCCGCUCUGCAGAAGCCUAUGGACCUUAAACAGCUCAAACAGCGGGCUGCUGCCAUACCACCCAUUUUCCCAGAAGCAUCAAUCCAAGGCAAUCAGCGGAGUGGGGGUACCAAGGCUCUUUUGCCCCCCCAUGCUUUGGCACUGUACCAGCAGCAGAUCACCAUGGCUCAUGGGGAGUCGUCUCAGGAGGUCAAACAACAGCAGCAGCAGCUUUCAGGGCAGCCAAGCAAACAGCAGCCUUAUCCCCAACAAACAGAAAGAGACAGGGAGGCUCCUCAUAGCAGCAGCCCUCACAUCCGCCCACGCAGCCCUUCCGGUGGUGACAAGGAUGAAAAGUUGCAGGCUUUUUCAUCACAUGGUGAAAUCAAGAGGCCCGCACUGGGCCCGGAUGACUUAAGGUCCACUAAUUUGGGUCGACCAGUUUUGUCCCCGUUCCCCAUGUCCCCACGAGACAUGGCCAAGAUCAGUCACGACCAGCACCUGCUCCAAUUCAACUCAUUCCAGCAAGUGGGCCACCCAGUACUUCCUGGUUUGCAACAGGAUAGUGCCAGGCAAGCAGCAGUGAGACCCCUCAUUAUACCAGAGCCACCACCUCUUAUUUCCUCAACCAAACCUGGAGGCUCUAUCACACAGGGGACUCCUGUACAGUUGCACAGCCCAGCUCAUGGGUUCGAACAUGGAAAGAUGCCUUCUACUCAGAUGAGCUUAUCUUGGAUUGAUCAGAGGAAAGUUGGUGGUCCAUUUCCUGUCGUCAAGCAAGAACAGUUGUCACCUCGCAGCUCUUCCUUGCAAGCUGACAACCCAUCUAUCCAAGGCACACCUCAUGACGGUGGUAGAGCUGUCCAGGGAGGUAGUAUCACAAAAGGUAUCCCGGGGACCAGAAUGCAUCCAGAUUCCUCCAUCUCCUACAGAGGCGGCUCCAUCACUCAGGGGACACCGGCUGAUGUACUGUAUAAGGGAACUAUAACCCGUCUGAUCACAGAGGACAGUGCGAGCCGUGCUGACAGGGAGCGGGAUGACGCACUGUCAAAAGGUCAUGUGGUCUAUGAGGGAAUAAGUGGUCACAUCCUCACAUAUGACCGUCCAGUUUCUCAAACCUCUAAAGACGAGGGUAGAGGGUCAGGCCAACCUGGCGAAAUUCUUGGAGUCAAGCGUCCUUAUGAUGUGAUGGAGGGCGGCAUCUCACGGGGUCUGCCUAUGAGGGAUUCACUCUCGGCGUCCAACUGUGACGGUCUUAUUGGUCGAGCCAUGCCUCAUGACAGGGAUAGUCCACACCACGCACCCUAUAAAGAUGCUCACCACAUCCGCGGUUCCAUCUCACAAGGUAUACCACGUCAUCUGGACCCUCAGGAUAGCUACUUGAGAAGGGAGGCCAAGCAAAUGAAAAGAGAAAACUCUCCACCACGUGGGGCCAGUCUACUGUCGGACCCAAUGAAGGGCAGGGAGGCUAUGGUGCCCACAGUGAAGGAGGCUGGACGCUCCAUCCACCUCAUUCCUAGGGAGGAGCUCAGGCAGUCAGCCAAGGAAGGCAUUAUAACACAGGGAGCACCCAUGAAGCAGGAAGCUGCUGGCUCAGGUAAACGACAUGAUGUUCGCUCCAUCAUAGCCAGUUCACCACGUUCCUACCAUAACACGCCCCCUCACCUGGAGAUGCGGACAGAAAGGGGACGCUAUGAAGAGGCACCAAAGGGACGCCCCAGUGCAGUGGUCAGCACCGCUAGCUCAAUAGCACGCUCUUCUCCCCUCACACUAACUUCGGAGCAGGGAGGUAAAUCCCACCAUAGCCCAGUGGGCUACGAGGAGAAAGGCACCUUAAGAAACCCUUACCCUGGACCAUCACAUCGUAGCUCACCUCUUACAAGGGAGACAAGUCAAAGGCAACAUGAUGGCUGCAAUAAGAAAGAACCUCAGGAGCGUAAAGCCACACCGACCCCAAGGGAGAUGACUUCUACCAAAUCCCCUCUCCCAGGGGUUCCUGACCAACAGACCUAUGAGCGUCUGUUGCAAGGCCUUGGGGCUGCUGAUGUUUACAGACAAAUUCCUUUAGCCUUUGAUCCAGCAGCUCUGCCUCGUGGCAUCCCCAUUGACCCAGCCUACUACUUGCCUCGCCAUCUGGCCCCCAACCCGGCAUACCCUCAUCCCUAUCCCUACCUCAUCCGGGGCUUUCCAGACACAGCGGCCCUUGAGAACCGUCAGACGUUGCUCAAUGACUACAUUACUUCCCAGCAAAUGCACCAGUGGCCUGCAGCAGCUGCUAUGGCUGCCCAGCGCUCAGACAUGCUAAGGGGCCUUACACCACGAGAUCAGCCCCUUUCCCUGCCUUACUCUGCUGCCCCUCGUGGAAUCAUUGAUCUUUCUCAGGUGCCGCACUUACCUGUCCUGAUCCCUCCCUCUGCAGGGACAGCCAGCUCCCCAAUGGAUCGUAUCACCUACAUCCCUGGAGGAAGCACCGCCUUCCCUGGCAGGCCUUACACCACUCCCCCAAUCUCACCCGUCGGCUCAUCGCACAUGAACAAGAUGCAAGGCACCUCCUCCUCAUCAGAACGCGAGCGCGAAAGAGAACGUGAUCGUGACAGGGAUCGGGAGAGAGAGCGCGAGCGUGAACGAGAACGGGAGAGAGAACGAGAGAGAGAUCGCGAAAGGGAUCGUGACAGAGAUAGAGAUCGAGACAGAGAGAAGGGUGGAGCAAAUGUGGAGCAUGCCCCCAUUUGGCGACCAGGUACAGAGCACAGCUUAGCAAGUAGUAGCAUUGUGAGACCUUCUUCCCAGCCAUACAGUCACCAGCAUUCCCCAGUGUCCCCUCGCACCCAAGAGAAUGUGCAGCAAAGGCCAAGCGUCUUGCACAACACUGGAAGCAAGAAUCUUUCUGCCGAACACUCCAGUUCCUCCGUGUUACGAUCCAUACCCUCGGGACCCUCCCGAUACCAAGGUUACCAUGGUCAUCUUCAAAGGACUGGCUUGCCCCCUGAGGCCUACGCAGCCACACUAGACUCGAGCAUCGCCAAAGAACAGAGUCGUGAUGGCAAAAGCAGGGGACUACUAAAGCAAGUCCAAGACCAUCACGGGCCCGCUAGCAAGUCAGACCCCAAGCUUUCCAGCCCUAGUCAGGGAGGAAUAUACCCAGGUCCUUAUUCCUCGAUUUCGGGACGACCACCGCACCUGCAAUUGGAUAACCCUACCGGCCGUGGGGAAGGUGGUACACCUAGUAGGGAAAAGUCUCAAAACAAACCGAUGUCCAUUCAGGAACAAGAACUCAGAGCACUCGCUCAACAGAAGAUGGAGUCACAUGUUCUGUACCGUCCUCCAUCUGAGGAGAGGCUGUCCCCAGGUCAGAAGCCACCUUCUCCUUGUGUCAAAGGUAGCCAAAGGGUCGUCACCCUGGCUCAGCACAUCAGUGAGGUGAUAACAAAAGAUUACAGGCAGAGUCAGCAGCAGCAUCAACAAGGUUACCAUGGCUCGCCCAUCCUGGACUUGACCCGUCCUCCCAGUGCCUCGCAGCCCCCGCUCACUUCCCAGGAGUCUCCCCAAGUGACCCGCUAUCCCGAAGGCCUUGGGGGGGAUUGUAACAGAGACCGGUCUCCUCUUCAGUCCAAGUCUUCUCCAAUCAGUGUUUCUAAUGACUGUAUUGAACCGGUAUCUCCUGCUGGCGGUAACUCUGAGCCGGAAAUCCAGGGAGGAGUGUCCUAUCCUAAUGAACAAGGAGAGCAAGCAAUGGCCUCCCGUUCACCACCCAACACCUCUCAGCCUCCAGCUUUCUUCAGUAAGCUGACUGAGAACACCUCCGCGAUUGUGAAAUCAAAGAAGCAGGAGAUGAUCAAGAAGAUGACUGUCGUAGGAAAUGACAAUGAUUUUAAUGCAGGUCAGCCUGGAACUGAAAUCUUCAAUAUGCCGGCAUCCACAACAGCAGGAUCCGUGAGUGUCCGCAGCUACACAGCUCCAGAGACACCUGGUAGCUCCAUAGGUCUGGAGGCCAUUAUAAGAAAGGCCCUAAUGGGAAAAUACGAUGACCAGCCCGAGGAACGCUCCCAGGCCAAUGCUGCUAACCCAUUCACGUCGGUUGCAAUGAGUGGAAAUGAUGGACGACCUGAGGAGACUUUCUCACAAGGUGGUGGGAAGCUCUCAAAGAGUGGUGGGCGCUCUAAUGGGCGCAAGGCCAAGUCUCCAGGACCCGGUCUGUCAGGGGGUGAAAGGCCGUCCUCCGUGUCCUCAGUCCACUCAGAAGGAGACUGUAACAGAAGAACGCCACUGACCAACCGAGUCUGGGAAGACCGACCCUCCUCCACAGGUUCAACGCCAACUCCCUUCCCGUGCAACCCAUUGAUUAUGCGUUUCCCCGGCGGGACGGUUUCAGUUCCCUCCCCUUCAUCCGGGCAGCCGGUCGGCCACGUGCCCACUCAGGGACAGGGACGCACCUGGGAGGAGGAGCCCAAGCCGCUGCUCAUGUCUCAGUACGAGUCCCUGUCUGACAGCGAGUGACCCCGCAUUGCCAGCAUACGCGCAGAUGCAUCUCGGCAAAACCGUCCCACACCAUUCCACUCUGCAGUCCACAUGCCCACUCCAGGAUUCUCGGAAGGACGACUCUUCAAAGCAUGUUGCAUCUCUUCAUUGGCCUUAGCAACUCGGGCGCAUUAACCUUCGCCGCACUCAAGUGCUUACACUCUCGUUGAUGGAUGGGAUUCUUGGUUACUGCAGUUGGUUCCCAAAUGUGAUGGCUGCCGCUCCUGCCUUAAAGCGCAGCAGCCCAACUUGGAAGAGCCCCUCUUAACAUUUCUUUAGUGUCUACACUGCUAGGGAUGGCACAAAAGUAUUUUUUUUCUUUGUUCCUGGUUAUUUUUCUUCUUUAAACUGAGUCCAGCCUUUUGUUUGGAAAACGAUUGCAGCGUUUUAAAGUACGUUUUGAUGGUGAACGUUCUAUGAUUAUACUGUAUGUGCGGUCCUCGAUCUGCAAUGAGGGAUGCUUUUCGGGCGGGGAGGGAUUUGAGCACAGGAGGGUCAUAUCAUUGGUUUACAGGGUAAACAUGCUGUUCGUUGCUGAUGUCGUCAUACGUUUGCGAAGGUCCAGAGGAACGGCCGAGGCCUGCUGAUGUCAGGUGUCCCAUGAGACGUUCAGCCGCAUGAUGGCACUCAGACUAGUGACACUUUCUCGCUGUUUUUAUAUUAACCGAAUCUGUGUUUGUUGAAAUGUUUUUUGGAUAUUAAGCACUUAGUUGAUGGUCUGUUCACAAUGGCGCAGUGGAGAAUCCGCUGACAAAUGGACCCGAGAACCGCAAUGGCAUCCUGUGGUGGAAAGUGUCCCCGUGCUUCACCUGUUUAACGUUGUGCUCACCACCAGUGAUUUCAAAUAACACAAGCGACAAUCACGCGAGUGAAGGAGAAGUCGAGCUGUUCCUUCACAUUGACAAGGUGUACCUCAGUCCUUUGCAUUGUCUUCAGCUGGCCUGCCAGGAUCUCAUCUUUGAGCUUUUGUGACAGUUUGACCAUUGACCUUGUACUGCAUAGGGGAAGACAAUUUAUCUUCUCUUCUGUGCGGCUUUUGUACAUUAUAAUAUAUUCUUAGUGUUAAGUGCCAUUUAUUUUAAACGCACAGUACCGAAGUUACCAAGUGACGCACAAUUUUAUUUUUUUGGGCCCCUCCCUUGCCAGGGAUUCUACUGUCCAUACUGGGAAUUGUAUUAGCAGAGAAGCAAAUGAAAUGUCUUAGUGCAUCUGUCAGUCACACAUUACACUCGCCAAGCUUCGAAACCACACAUAGAAGCAAUCAGUCCUGCAGUCCAUGUUUUCUCCAUGGUAACAACUGUGACGGUCAACUUCACUGCGCCUGCAUUUAGCGGGAUUCCAGAGGGAAAGGAUGACAAAAGAAGUGGCAUGUGUUAAGUCCAAGGUUGGAUGCCAUUAUCUGCUAGUAUGGAGUUUGAUGGUGAAGCAUGUCACGCCUGCACAAUGCUCAUCUCGGCCAUCUUUAAGGUGGGAGUGGGGUGUUUUUUUUUCCCCCAUGUGAAGACAAAUGGAGGUCAUGUAAUUUUGCCACAUGUUAAACAAUAUAUCAGUCUCCACAUUUUGGUCAUAAUGAAGUUUAAGGAUGUGACCGUAAACAGACUAAGCCAUAUCUAGAUGUUGCUUCAACGGAUGACAGACUAAUCCAUUGAUUUUUCCAUUGAUACUAAAUUGAAGUUUAACGUGUUUUUAUUUUGCCUUUGUUCACAGUUUUGUCCAACUACCGUUUCUUUACGUCUCAAAAUAUCUGAUGUAGUUCUUGGAGGGAGUGCAGGGCUGUGGGGAAAUUAUAACAUUGUUCAAGCAUUUUGUUCAUAAUGUUUUUUAUAUAAUUAUAACCCACUGUAUAAUAGCAAGGAUUGUAUAUAAAACUUAAUAGAUGUAAAUAUUUAUGUGGCUUGCUUCUAGGUUGGUCUUAGAAAAGAAAAAAAAAACACCGGGUUAAAUUCUACAUGCCCACCAGCAAGCUUUGUGGAUAGCAGUGUACACACGGAAACGAAUAAGACACUGCCUUAAUGUUUAAAUAAAAAGCUUAUUGCCA